GAUUGAGCAAGCAGUCGAAAAUUAACAAACGCCAUUUUGAACCCGAAGCCUCGUCCUGCAUUCUCCUCCGCCCUCUCUCGUGUCGACGACUAGGUUCAAUAUCACACCAAACCACAGCAGUCGCAAACAUGGCCGACGAUACCCCCGUCACUCUGCGCACGCGCAAGUUCAUCCGCAACCCUCUUCUGGGUCGCAAGCAGAUGGUCGUUGACAUCCUGCACCCGACCCGCCCCAACAUCUCCAAGGAUGAGCUCCGUGAGAAGCUUUCGGCCAUGUACAAGGCUACCAAGGACCAGGUCAGCGUCUUCGGCCUGAGGACUCAGUUCGGUGGUGGCAAGACCACCGGCUUCGCCCUGAUCUACGACUCUCCCGAGGCCCUCCAGAAGUUCGAGCCCCGCUACAGGUUGGUGCGUAUCGGCAAGGCCACCAAGGUCGAGAAGGCCAGCAGGCAACAGCGCAAGCAGCGCAAGAACAGGCAGAAGACCCUCCGUGGUACGGCAAAGGUCAAGGGUGCCAAGGCGAAGAAGGACAAAUAGACGAUUUCUACGAACAAUCGGCGCAUUGCAGGGCAUUCUGGGGUUUUUACUCGUCGCGUCGUUCUCAACAUAUUCUACUUUCCUCCCUUACGCCCCUCGUUUCGGCAUCUUUUGGGGAACGAACAUCACAAAAAUGGUUGGGGGAAAAUAUACUCACAUGGGCGUUGGCAUCAUGUAUUGCCGGGCUUGGGCUUGGCUUGGGCUCGGAUCGAGAUGAGAACAAUGCAAACAAAAAGACGAUCUUGUUUUGCCUGUUAUUACAAUUUCCGGACUUCGGUUACAACGGUGGCGUGAAUGGGAUGGUUUUGAUUUUUUUUCCUUUUGCGGUCAACAGCAUCAAAGCAUUCCAAUCCAGGUGUUGUGUUCGUGUCUUUCAGCUUCCCAAUCCGAUGAGCUGGGCGUCUCCAGUCGAGACCAGUAACGGAUGUACAGUUAUUUUGCUGGCAUUUUGAGGAUUUGCAGUAUCAGUGAAUGUUUGUUUCUAUUAACUGACAAAGGAAAUUAUCAUGUGACUGACAGAAAGAACAAUAGAACCAGCUUUGCUAGCAAGGAAAGAAA
This is a messenger RNA of Pyricularia grisea, 1094 nucleotides long. RefSeq lists its product as uncharacterized. Gene Ontology annotation, cellular component: ribosome. NCBI's taxonomy places the organism in Eukaryota, Fungi, Ascomycota, Sordariomycetes, Magnaporthales, Pyriculariaceae. Gene Ontology annotation, molecular function: structural constituent of ribosome. Bases 129 to 536 code for a protein of 135 amino acids. The transcript has 3 exons. The record is from RefSeq and is a predicted model, not a curated record. Gene Ontology annotation, biological process: translation.